AUGCGAGCUCCGAAACAAGAACCCUUUUCCGAGAACGAUGAUAACGCUGAAAACCAGACGCUUCCUCAUUUUCCGAUGGCCUCCACGACGUCAAAUGACCACGCGCGCCUCCUUUGCCGCAUCAAAACCGAGCCAGUCAACGACGACCUGGAGCCGCUGCAGAAAAGGAUGCGACUUUCCGGGGGCACCAACCCAAAUUUUAGCAACUUUGGUGUUUGCGCUGCGGAUGGGCCCACGACAUCGGGACGCAACUUUUGGAGUCCGUUGGCGGAAGCGGAAGACAAUUUCGAAGAUGGGGAUGCGUUGAACCUCGAUUCAUCGCAGUUCGAUUCAAAGGACGAGCAAAUAGCUCAGCUAAGCCAGCUCUGCGAAUCGAAAGAUGUCAUGAUCAAGUCGCUGCUCGAGCAAAUGCAGCAUAUGCAGCAGGCGAAUGAUGAAAAAGUGCGCGCCUUGGAUUGGGAGAUCGAGCAACUGAAGCGUCGUCUCCAUGGCCCGGUCCAAGAUAUUGCUAUAUCGCGCCCUGCGAUGAAAAAGCCCAAAGAAGAACCGCCCGACAUUUUGGGGAAAAAGAAAGAGAUAGGCCCGAAGGGAGCUGCGCCUCACUCCGAGAUUUCUCAACUGCCAUCGCUCAACGAACUGCCCAUCGCAACGGUGCGCUCACAGCGAGGAAAGCCGCGAUACUACGAUUCGGCCGGAUACGAGUACUGCAUCGGAAAGACGAACUCGCAUGGAGACACCUUCUUCCGGACGCUUCAGCGUACGACUGAGGCGACAGGGAUGAAGGAGUGGCCAGCCGAGGUCGAUGUAACCUUAUUAGAUGCUCCCUUCCUCAGAAAAGACAACUGCGCACAAUUUCCGGCGCCGGAUUCCGAGGCUUUCAAGCUCUUCUAUACGGAUUAUGGCCGAAAGCUACUCGAAACGGAAAAAGUGUGGUCGUUCGACGGUACGGUCGUCAGCGCCCCUGAAGGCUUCCAGCAAGUCCUCGUCAUCGGUGUUCAGAAAGCCCAUCUCACCAUCCCUGCCGCCUUCGCUUUCGUUACUACAGAGGAAGCCGUCAGCUACCGGAAGGUAUUUGAAGAAUUAUACCAACUUCCCGGGAUCAGCGCGCCCGAUUACAUAAUGUCAGACCUGGUGAAAAAUCUUCGAAGCGGGUAUCAGGAAGCUUUCGAGCAUCCGGUGACGCAUUUUAUGUACUGUGGCUUCCACUACAUACAGCUGAUCAUUUCAAAAAUACAGAAAUGUGGACUAUCCGAGCUACUCUGUGACCCUGGCCUCGAGUUGUAUGUCCGGGGCCUGCUCCUCCUUGCCUUCAUCCAACCAUCCGACGCCAUCCGCUAUUUCGAAGAGCUUCGGGAUGAAGCUUUCACAAAAGUCCCACACAACUUUCAUCCAUCUUUAAUAGAGCUCUACAAUUUCUACGCGGAACACUUCAUCGGCUCCGCGGAUCCGGACGAUCCAGCCCUGCGAACGGCUCCCAUCUACAAAAUUGAGGAAUGGAAUCUACAUGAGCGCGUCUGUCACGACUGGCAUCUGGGAAUUUCUACGCUCGAAGGGUUUAAUGUCCGACUAAAGCCUCUCGCCAAACCCGCGUCGGCGCACCGCGUGGCGAUGGAGCUGCUCAAGUUGGCGAAGCGGUACGAGGAGAAGGAGCUACAGGCUCAACAACUAUCGCUAAACCAUAGUGGCGCUUUCUCCGUGAUCUCUUUGUUG
This is a messenger RNA of Mesorhabditis spiculigera, 1710 nucleotides long. The record is from the annotation of a GenBank genome assembly. Lineage: Eukaryota; Metazoa; Nematoda; Chromadorea; Rhabditida; Rhabditidae.